Sphaeroforma arctica JP610 is the source of this 1104-nucleotide messenger RNA. RefSeq lists its product as hypothetical. The record is from RefSeq and is a predicted model, not a curated record. The transcript is spliced from 3 exons. Lineage: Eukaryota; Ichthyosporea; Ichthyophonida. Bases 100 to 996 code for a protein of 298 amino acids.
UCGGGCGCGCGCACAAACAACUACACACAGUCAACUACAAACAGUCAACUACACACUCAACUACAUACAUAGCUAACAGACAGUCACGUAUCCGCAAUAAUGGAAAAGGCAAUGACCGAGUCCUCAACGGACCUUUACGACUAUGAAGAUGAUGUUGAUAGUGGGGAUAAAUCCCCAUUCAAAACAGCAAAUGGACGCUAUUGCUAUGGAGGAAUGAGCAAGUGUGGAUUCUGUGGGCUAAUGGUGUUCAUUGGUUUCGCCGUAUUCAUCGCGAUCAUGGUGCCUGUAAUUUUCAUCUCGAUUGGCAGCAACAUGGCGCAGAGUACAACUGACAACACAGUCAUUGAAAUCACCAAAGCGUCCAUUGUUUGGUGGGGACAAAACUAUAAAGAUACUUGUGGGUCUAAGGGUGAGUGUACGAUGCGCUUAAAGGAAGGCGAAGGUAACGACACCGACACAUGCCAGACAAUAGGAACUCCUACAUGUAACUCGGUACCCACAACCAUCCCCAACCUGUUAAUUAUGAAUCAAACAUUGAGGUUCAGUAACGUCGCUAUUCCUGGUGUAAUUCAAAGUGGACGUUUCGAUAUGUUAUACACCGUCGAGAAUAUGGGCAAUCCUGAGGUAUUACCAGGAACAGAAGGCAUGGUUCUUAUUGGCGACUUAUACGUACCCGAGAUCGAUCUACACGGUCUCGAGGAUGGGGUAGUCACAAUCGAAGACAUUGAGGUGAUUUUGAGAGUACGAGAUCCAUCUUUCUUCUCCACUAUGGCCGCACUGAAAACCGCACCUGGAAUGGGAGGGAUUUGGAAUAUGCAGAGUGGUACCACAAUUGUUGAAGCCAAUCUGCUAGGUACUCUGAUGUACUACAAGGCGACCAUGGCAUCAAUGAUAUAUAAUGCAGAUCUCUGGCAGUGCGACGGUCCCAUGGCCCUAAUGCCGAGCUUCAGCAAGGAGUGCCCUUGCAAUUCCGACUGCAUCGUUUGGGAGCAUUGAAUGCAGUGAUCACACCUCUCACGGUAUAAUAACACGUAUAGCAACAAAGAUAUAUAAGUAUAGAAUUGAAUCUGAAUAGAACCAUAUCAUUAAAUCAAUAACAAACUA